This is a messenger RNA of Thamnophis elegans (Western terrestrial garter snake), 1608 nucleotides long. RefSeq names its product poly(A) binding protein interacting protein 2 (gene PAIP2). Gene Ontology annotation, cellular component: cytoplasm. Bases 217 to 588 code for a protein of 123 amino acids. Gene Ontology annotation, biological process: negative regulation of translational initiation. Gene Ontology annotation, molecular function: mRNA regulatory element binding translation repressor activity. The record is from RefSeq and is a predicted model, not a curated record. Lineage: Eukaryota; Metazoa; Chordata; Lepidosauria; Squamata; Natricidae. The transcript is spliced from 4 exons.
UCCGGCCUAAGAGGGGGGGGUUGUUGUGUAUCCAAAGGAAGGGGGUGGCAAAGGAGAAAGGGACCUGAAUAAAGAAGGGCGAGAAGCAACGGCCAGCUGGGGAGCCUCGGGGCCUGAAAGGCGGCUUAAACGAGGGGCGACGAGGGGCGCCUCAGGGCUCGGAAGCGCAGAGGGGCGGAGCCGAAUAAUUGAAGGCUUAAGCUCAAAGGCACAACCAUGAAAGAUCCAAGUCGUAGGAGUACUAGUCCAAGCAUUAUCAGUGAAGAUAUGAUCAUGAAUGGUCACUCUCAUGAAGAUGACAAUCCAUUUGCAGAAUAUAUGUGGAUGGAAAAUGAAGAGGAAUUCAACAGGCAGAUUGAAGAGGAAUUGUGGGAAGAAGAAUUUAUAGAACGUUGCUUCCAAGAAAUGCUGGAAGAGGAAGAACACGAAUGGUUUAUUCCAGCAAGAGAUCUUCCGCAAACGAUGGAUCAAAUUCAAGACCAGUUUAAUGAUCUUGUUAUCAGUGACAGUUCGUCACUGGAAGAUCUGGUGGUCAAGAGUAAUCUGAAUCCCAAUGCAAAGGAGUUUGUUCCUGGGGUGAAGUACUAAAUAUAUGAGUAGACUGGGCCCUCUUUUGGUGGAUGUAGCACAAUUUCCACACUGUGAAGCCAGUAUUAGAAGAUUUAAUUGUUAAAACGCUCUCUCUUCUUGUCACUGUGUUACACUUACGCAUUGCCAAAGUUUUGUUAGUCUUGCAUGCUUAAUAAAAGUGCUGAGACUGUUAUUAAGUCAACUGCUGUCAGAGGUUAAUGAAUUGGAUCCAAGCUUUCUGUGAGGGAGACAAUAAGGAAGGAAGCACCAGUCAUGUUGAGAAAAGUACCAAGUUUCUGAGAAACUCUUGCAAUUCUGUUUUUAGAAGGAUUCAGACUUUGAUAAAGAGUGGUCUGUUUUAAUUAAAACUUAUGGCGGUGUUGAUAUGCACCCAAUAAUGCCUUAAUGUGAAAAUAAAAGCAAGGUUUAUCUGAUUAUGCAGAUUAGCUGAAUUUCAGUACUGCUAUUAAUUCUUCCCAUUAUCAAGCAAAACUUUACUUCAUGCUGUUCUUUUUUGAGGAAAGUGUGAAUUGUAAAAAAUACCUGAAUCACUUUUACAGGCCUGUAUAGAAUCCUUUCUCUUGGCUACAGACCUGGUUGGGGGGAGGUGGGGGAGAAAAUUUGGCAAUUUGAGAUUAUAUUUGCAGCAAGUUAUCAUGUUGGAAUGUUUGUCCCACUUCUGAGUUUAUAUUUCACUUGAUGUGAAGUUACACAUCACAGAUUCUUCCAGGAAUCCAGAAACAUGGCACUGCCUCUCUAAAAUUUUACAAUCUUAAAAAUUGGAUUUAAUUGUAAAAUUUAGCAUUAGUGAUUUGAGUGGUGCUUUCCCCUUGCUUUGUUUAAUCAUCAUUACACAAUAGUCUACAGCACAACUUUUUUUUAAACAUCUAGUACAGUUUUGGCUUCUUAAACUUCAUAUUUGGGUAGCUUACGCUGCCUUAUGUGUUCAGUGUGAAUAGUGUUUAAGUUGAAAAUAUUGUAAAAAAAUUAUAUUUUUUCAAAAAUAUUUAAAAAAAAAAUAAAUAACAGUAGAAAUGA